Molecule: messenger RNA, 495 nt
Organism: Prorocentrum cordatum
Lineage: Eukaryota; Dinophyceae; Prorocentrales; Prorocentraceae
Source: the annotation of a GenBank genome assembly
GACGCCCUGGAGUCGGGCGACGACCUCCCGCUCGGGGCGCGGGCCGCGGGGCCGGACGCGGAGGGCGGCGCGGCGGUGUGUUGCCUGGUGCGGGCCGAGUGGUACGAGAGCCGCCUCUCAUACACGGGCCUCUUCAGGCGCUCGGACUGCGGCCUGGCGCACCUGUCGUUGGUGCGGUGCCCGCGGGGGCCCGCAGGCGGCUCCCGAGGCCUCGCCAGCAGGCUGCUCGGCCCGCUCGCGGCCCCGCCAACCCGCGACGGCCCGCUGGUGGCGCUGCUGGCGGUGAAGUUCUUCCGGGCGGGGGAGGCGUCCAGCAGCACCCUCGUCUUCGCCGGGGCCCCGGCGGACGACGGGGGCGGUGCGGGGCCGCUGGCGCGGUGCCUGUGCACGCUGGUGGACGAGGUGGCGCUGGGGCUGUCGGGGCCGGGCGCGGAGGGCGGCCAGCCGCGGAGGCCGCCGGCCAUCGGGUUCAGCGACUUCGCUGGUGCCGACCAG